This is a messenger RNA of Zingiber officinale, 532 nucleotides long. Its product is annotated as single-stranded DNA-binding protein, mitochondrial-like. Gene Ontology annotation, biological process: mitochondrial DNA replication; positive regulation of helicase activity. Gene Ontology annotation, molecular function: single-stranded DNA binding. The record is from RefSeq and is a predicted model, not a curated record. The transcript has 3 exons. The coding region runs from base 89 to 532 and encodes 147 amino acids. Gene Ontology annotation, cellular component: mitochondrial nucleoid. Lineage: Eukaryota; Viridiplantae; Streptophyta; Magnoliopsida; Zingiberales; Zingiberaceae.
CAGAACCUAUGACAACUAUUCUUGUCAUGUUUUCUGAUUUCAAGCAGCAAAAUUUUCUUGUUUACAAGGCCAGGGAGCAUGUUUCUCAAUGAUAUCAUUUGAUGAUGGCAAAGAUAAUAAUGGCAUCGAGGCUGAUUUUGUUGGAGGGAAGAAAGAUUUGGAGCCACAAGGUGUAGACCCCAUUAAGAGUUGGAACUUCAGAGUAGUGCAUAAGGCAAUUAUUUGUGGCAAAAUUGGCCACGCUCCGAUACAGAAGAUAUUAAGAAACGGUAAGAUAGCGACCAUAUUUACUGUUGGAACAGGUGGUAUGUAUGAUCAAAGAAUUAGUGGAAAUGAGCAUUUGCCCAGACCAACUCAGUGGCACCGAAUUGCUGUUCAUAAUGAAAACCUUGGGGCCUUUUCCAUUCAACAGUUAGCAAAGAACUCUUCUGUCUUGGUUGAGGGAGAUAUUGAAACUAGAGUAUACAAUGACGGUAUCACUGGCCAGGUGAAAAAUAUACCGGAAAUCUGUGUGCGUCAUGAUGGUAUGUAG